AAGAUAAUAGUUGCUUUUCAUCAUGUCUGGUAGAGGUAAAGGAGGAAAGGGGCUCGGAAAAGGAGGCGCUAAACGCCAUCGUAAGGUUCUGCGGGAUAAUAUCCAGGGUAUUACGAAACCGGCUAUUCGCCGUUUGGCUCGUCGGGGGGGUGUGAAGCGCAUUUCUGGGCUCAUCUACGAGGAGACCCGCGGGGUGCUGAAGGUCUUUCUGGAGAACGUGAUCCGAGACGCGGUCACCUACACCGAGCACGCUAAGCGCAAGACUGUCACCGCCAUGGAUGUGGUCUACGCGCUCAAGCGUCAGGGACGCACCCUCUACGGCUUCGGCGGCUAAGUUGCCUUGUAGUCACGAAGCUUCUGCUUGUUCCAAAACGGCCCUUUUCAGGGCCACCCACUUGGUCAUAAGA
Cervus elaphus (red deer) is the source of this 407-nucleotide messenger RNA. RefSeq names its product histone H4. Gene Ontology annotation, biological process: nucleosome assembly. NCBI's taxonomy places the organism in Eukaryota, Metazoa, Chordata, Mammalia, Artiodactyla, Cervidae. The record is from RefSeq and is a predicted model, not a curated record. Bases 23 to 334 code for a protein of 103 amino acids. Gene Ontology annotation, cellular component: nucleosome. Gene Ontology annotation, molecular function: structural constituent of chromatin; protein heterodimerization activity; DNA binding. The transcript has a single exon.